UUAACUGAACUAUCAGUCGUGCACGGGCCGUCCGCCGGACAACAAUAUUGUUGACAGACUCGUUUCGAAUUAAUGUUUUAAUAUUUUGUUGUAACAAAAGUGGCGAAUGAUGAAGGACCUGAUAGAGGGGACGGUUGUCAUUGCUUGCAUUCUCGUCGCGUCAUCGUCAAACGCCGGAGGACAGCGGUGUAAUGGCGGCGCUAGUUGCAUCCCCCUGAACGAAUGCUCGGGCUUACACUUGCAGUUACAGAAGGGCAACACUCCACAGUUGACGCAACUCUUGCGCAGCUUACAUUGUGGCUUCCAAGGGACCGACGUGCCUAUGAUAUGCUGUCCACCAGAGUUUUUAGCUACCGGUUCUCCUCAACCAGCGUCCUUGUCGUCGAGAGUUAGUGAUCCUCUGAGCCUCCUGCCCAACUCUCGGAUUUGCGGGAUUCAAAACAAUGACAGAAUCGUUGGGGGCACACAAGCUGAUAUUGACGAGCAUCCAUGGAUGGCCCUCAUCAGAUACGACAAACCCGUCGGAUGGGGCUUCUACUGCGGAGGAGUCCUCAUCUCAUCCAGAUAUGUCCUCACUGCAGCUCACUGUGUCAAGGGAGCAGAUCUGCCUUCUAGCUGGAGAUUGACACAAGUGCGUCUAGGCGAAUGGAACACGUCUAGUUCCGUAGAUUGCUUCCACGACGACUGCAGUGGACCCGUCCAGGACAUUCCAGUGGAGGAGAUCAUCGCACAGGAGAACUACGAUCCUCAGGAUAGUCAGCAGCACCAUGACAUCGCUAUUCUGCGACUCGCUUAUAAUGCACAAUUCAAUGACUUCGUGAAACCGAUAUGUUUGCCGCUGAGCAAUGAGCUGAGGAACAGUCUUUUCGAAGGCUUUGACAUGGAGGUAGCUGGAUGGGGCAAGACAGAAACACAGGACGGUGGUAGCGACUCCCAGCCGAUUUAUUCUGGACCCAAUUUGGCAGGUACGGAAUCAGACGUGAAGCUGAAGGUCCGCGUGCCAAUUGUGAACGUGAACCGUUGCGCCUCCGUGUACCAACGCGUUAGCAGGACGAUAGACACCACGCAGAUAUGUGCGGGCGGCGUCGCGGGGCAGGACUCGUGCCGCGGAGACUCCGGCGGCCCACUCAUGGGGCAAGCGCCAUCAGCCAACAACUGGAUGGUCAUCGGCGUAGUAUCCUACGGUCCAGCUCCCUGCGGCACUCAAGGCUGGCCCGGAGUCUACACCCGCGUAGGCGCUUACAUCGACUGGAUUCUAUCAAAAUUGCGCCCCUAGUUAAAUCAAGAUAUUGACUGAGAUAUUUAAAAUAUUUAAUUUUAAAGAUAUCAUGCGCAACAGGGCACUAGUUAACCAAGACGCGAGCAUUACCUUCGUAUUGUAUUAAAGUGUAAAAACUUGAGAUUAACUUAAUUUAUAAGUGUUAAUGUCUAUGGAACUUUCGUCUAUGAAAUAAAGUACCAACUUAUACAUUGACGUUAGUGCCAUAUUGUUUUGCAUAGUAAGAGUUUAGUCACAAAUGUGUGCCAUCCAUGACAGUACAUCUUGCCACUGUAAUCUAGAUAGUAGGUAGGUAUGUAAGAUUGUGUGUACUAACAACGAGAAGGAACUUACUACGUGG
Messenger RNA from Spodoptera exigua (beet armyworm), 1619 nucleotides. Lineage: Eukaryota; Metazoa; Arthropoda; Insecta; Lepidoptera; Noctuidae. The record is from the annotation of a GenBank genome assembly.